AUGUCUGUUCACUACUGGCCCCCCGUUAAGCCCUCCGCCAUUGCCAUUGGCACUGUUUUCACACACGUCAGUUCCUUUGUUACCUCUGCACCCAUCUUUGGUGCCUUUUUCGAGCGCGCUAAGAAGGCUGAAACUCCUGAAGAAGCUCUCAAGUCUCAGGAAGCUGCCUCUGCUGCUGCCAUCUACGGCUCUUCCCUCUUUGGCUCUGCCCUUCAGACCUAUGGUGUCAGUGCUCUUAUUAACUUGACUGGCACCGUCACUUACCAGGGUGCCUCUUACCUUGGUGGCCUCUUGUUUAUCAUUUCCAGUGUCCCCGCCGUCAUCAAUGCUACUGUCAUUGAGAAGAGACCUAUUGAGCUUGUCCUUGCUAAGGUUAUCUCUACCCUGCUGGAGACCAUUGGCCUGUCUUUGACCUUGACUUGGUGGGGAACUAGAACUAACUCUUUGAGUCUUCCAUAA
Molecule: messenger RNA, 459 nt
Organism: Magnusiomyces paraingens
Lineage: Eukaryota; Fungi; Ascomycota; Dipodascomycetes; Dipodascales; Dipodascaceae
Exons: 1
Coding region: 1-459 (152 amino acids)
Source: RefSeq, a predicted model, not a curated record